Didymodactylos carnosus is the source of this 1628-nucleotide messenger RNA. Lineage: Eukaryota; Metazoa; Rotifera; Eurotatoria; Philodinida; Philodinidae. The record is from the annotation of a GenBank genome assembly.
AUGGUAAUUUCCUGUCAAAAAAUUCAUUUUGAGAUACUCACAUGGAAAGAUAGCCUGACAGUCCGGUCUCACGAGCGAUAUCCCGAUCGGGAUAUUUUUGCAAAACAUUUUGGAAAAAUUCAUUAUAGCAAAUAUCGAGAAGGAGCGCGUAAACUAUUGAUUGGACUUACACAACAACAACGUGAAAAAAUUAUCGAAGAUGUAAAGGAAAUGUAUCCUGGCAUAGCACAAUGUUUCAAACUGAAUUUACCAUUCAAAAAUUCAUUUUUACGUGAUGUACAAAUUCUACAUCCGUCGUUGCAAUCUGUACGAAACACUGAUCAGAUCGUACCAGUGAACAGAGAAAUAAUCAAGGCUAUUCAAAAAUCGUCUUCACUGUACACAGGGGAAUUGGCUAAAGUGAAAGUGGCUAUGGAACGAAUGGAAAAUGAAAAACAAGAACGUAGGAGUGCCGAAGAAAUUGACAAACAGAUAUUAAAAGAAGUAGAACAAUUAUUAUUAAAACAAAAAGAUUUACAACGACAACAACAAGGAGCCAGGUCAAUUAUUAGUGACGAGGUUUCUAAAAGAACAUCCAAAAAUGUUAAAAAAUGUUUUUCAUCAUAUCAAGAUCAAUCAAAUUUAAGACGUUCUUCUCAACUUGCCAACAAACGGUCUGUGACAAAUACACAGGACUAUGAUGAGACAGUUGUCAUGAUGAUAAAGACUGUGCUAUUGAAUUUAACGGCAUAUAUAAAUAACAUAAACUUUUAGCAGACGAACCACUAUCCGAUCAAAAAAAGAACGAUCCCCGAUAUUUUUCGAACAACUUUUCACCGAAAAGAGCUAGAACCUCACGGUUUACAACAUUCGACAGAGCACAGGUUGGGAAGUAGAUCUAUGAAAAAAUUCAAGCUUCGGAUCAGAUUUACUACGGUAAGUCAUUCCCAGCAAAAUGUCCGAACCUGUGGUUCAUAUGCCAAACAAUGAACUUUGAAUUCUGAGACUUCAGCUAGAACCACUAGACCAUCGUUUUUCAAGCUAUGCGCGAUUCAGGGUUUCAUUCUCAAUGGAUUAGGAGUUACAGAGGUUUUCUGGGGACCUACCUAUUGACUAAACUUCAUGUUCGCUAUCUUAUUAUUAUCUUAUAAGGUACAGAUAAUUUAAUUAAAAUUCAAAAGAAAAGAAAAGAUGCAUUCGCUAAACAAGAAGAAAAACGAGAGAAAACAACUAAUUAAACAAUCGUUGACAAUUGAUUGAAAGAGAUUCUUCUUAUUUUACGAUUCUGAUCACCUCUGGUCAAAGGGUCAUUGAAUAGUUUUGGUCAUACGAUAUAUCAGUAGUCAUGGAAACUGAUACUUGUGGUUUGUAUGAAAAAAUAAAACAAGCUUUUUUGUUUGGAAACUUCUUUCUUGUGUUCUUUGUUUUGAAACUGUGUGAGAGUAAGUGGAAUCUUUUGAGCGUGGAUUGAACAAGGAUUAUUUCUCCUUGGUGUGUUUUUUUGUGAAGUAAACUUCAUUGUAACGACAUUUUCAUCAAUUCGAACACAUAUUCAAUUUAGUUGAUGACCCGCGCAGAGAUGGUCUUUGGUCUUCAAUGGUACUCUAGUGUUUUUUCACUGUGGGAUGGUCUUCUAUUAUGGGGGGUGG